AUGUCCCCUGAUCUGGAAAACCCGUGGUCCGAUGUGGUACCGAGCACAGGCGAGUCGUCGUUUGUCAUUGGGCUGUGCAUUGUUGAUUUCGACCACGUCCACGGCCCAGAGAUAGAGUACUGGCUCGACGACCGCACAAAUGAGUACAACCAGGCCUCGAUGGCAGCCAAGUUUGCGCAAAUAUGGCCGCAACUGCCCUUUCAGGGGCUUCCCGACGGCGCGCACCUGUUUGACGAAGCAUUUACGAAUUUCACGCUUGUCUACGACGAAAAAAAUCACCUCUGUCCUCCGCUCCCCAAGGAGAAGACAGACAAGCAGUACGAUCUCACGACACUUUUUGGAUGCGCGUGCGUGCGCCAGCUGAACAGCAGCGCAUUAGCAGACGCUGCGGACUUCAAGCGGUCGAUUAUCCAAAAAAGCGUCGUGAUGAUCACCCGAUACCCGAUCCCGAUCCAAUUGAAGGAAAAAUUAAGCAUAAUCACCAUGAGCUACUUUGACCAGCACAACUUCCACGACAAGUCCAUAAUCAAGGCCCUUUUCGAGAACGUGGCCACCGUCUACAACUCGCACGGCUUCAAGGUUGAAGACGACGAUCUGUACGAGACCCCCGUGACCCAGGACAACGUGAAAGUCAUCAAGGAAAGCGACUUCUACACGGGGCUCAAUCUUAAAGAGCUGGUGGUGACAUUCAAACGCAACUUGUUGGUCAUCUACAAAGCGUUGCUGCUCGAGCAACGCAUCCUCGUGUACUCGAAAAACCUCAACCGUCUUUCCAACUUCCAGUACUCGCUUCUUUCGCUCAUACCGAACUUGUUGCUCCAUCUUUCCGACAGCGGGAGCCCGUUAACCGGCAGCGAUCCCAGACAGGUCGAGAAACCAACCUCACUGAAAAGCAGCGACAGACAGUCGAUGCUGGCCUUCAUGGGCCUCCCGUUGCGAAUAUUUGGCAGGGGAGGCUUUUUCCAACCGUAUCUGACUUUGCAGCAAAUCGAGUAUCUGACCAACGAGAACACGAGCUGGUAUCUGGUCGGCUGCUCGAAUGACAUAAUGCUGCAUCAGAAAACGCGAUAUGCAGAUCUGGUGGUAAAUCUCGACGACUCAAACGUCGAACUGCUGAGCUCGCAGUUGAAGGAGAAGGUGGCGCUCACGAGCGCAGAUCGCCGCUUUAUCGACUCAUUGAGUGACGAGGUGCUUGCCGCAGACGACGUGAGCUUGUCGCUGGCAAACAGCCCAAUGGAAUCGCAGUCGUACCGGGGCGGCGACGAUUUUAUCCGAUACAACUUCGAGGAUUACCUAAUCGGGAUGCUCUCGAGCAUCAAGUACGACAACUUCCGCAGCAUGUCCAAGCUGGAAAAUGUCCAGCAGCUGAGCUCGUUUGCGAACGAGAUCGAGCAGUUUGGGAAUCCGUUUGUGGCGGCGUUCCGGGCCACUACUGCCUACAAGAUAUUUGAUCGCGGGACCGACGACGAGCUAUUCAAUUUUUUCGAGCCCAAACACGUCGGCUCCAGCCUUGUCCGGACAAACGUGAUUCGGAACCUGUUCAGCAGAAUCAAAGACGAAGAUCGCAAGUAUUUGUCGGGGCUGUUCGGUUUUAGGCGGAGCGAAAAUAAAAAUGGCUAG
Molecule: messenger RNA, 1620 nt
Organism: Ogataea angusta
Lineage: Eukaryota; Fungi; Ascomycota; Pichiomycetes; Pichiales; Pichiaceae
Exons: 1
Coding region: 1-1620 (539 amino acids)
Cellular component (GO): cytoplasm
Source: RefSeq, a predicted model, not a curated record